CUCCGAUACGUGCACACGGUCAUCGCACGCAUCUAUUACUGCGUCAACAGAUCCUGGUCCGGCAAAAUUACCGCAGCUGAAUUACGGCGCUCCAAUCUACUCUCCGUAAUAAGUUAUUUAGAAGACGAAGAAGAUAUUAAUCAAAUUACUGAUUACUUCAGCUACGAACAUUUCUACGUCAUCUACUGCAAGUUCUGGGAGUUGGACACCGACCACGACUUGUUCAUCGAUAAACACGAUCUCGCCAAACACAAUGAGAGAGCCCUGUCAAUGCCCAUCAUAGAGCGUAUCUUCAGCGGUGCGGUGACGCGCGGUCGUGUACAGAAGCAGGAGCGUAUGGGCUACCAGGAGUUCGUCUGGUUCCUCAUAUCUGAAGAAGAUAAACGCCAUCC
This is a messenger RNA of Hyalella azteca, 392 nucleotides long. Its product is annotated as serine/threonine-protein phosphatase 2A regulatory subunit B'' subunit beta-like. The record is from RefSeq and is a predicted model, not a curated record. Gene Ontology annotation, biological process: protein dephosphorylation. Lineage: Eukaryota; Metazoa; Arthropoda; Malacostraca; Amphipoda; Hyalellidae. The transcript is spliced from 4 exons. Gene Ontology annotation, cellular component: protein phosphatase type 2A complex. Gene Ontology annotation, molecular function: protein phosphatase regulator activity. The annotation marks the transcript as partial.